AAAAAAGAUAUUCAAUGGUAUUUAAUAUAUAGUAAUCUCUAGCCAAAAGCUGCUAAAACUAAUAAAACUAAGAAAUUAUAAAAGAAAGUAGCUGAAAGAAAAAAGAAUCCACUCUUUGUUAAAGAAGCUAAGAACUUUAGAAUUGGAAAUGAUAUUCAACCAAAAAGAGAUUUAUCUAGAUAUGUCAGAUGGCCAAGAUAUAUCUUACUUCAUAGAUAAAAAAAGAUUUUAUUACAAAGAAUCAAAGUACCUGCUGCAAUUCAUUAAUUCAGCAAAACACUUGAUAAGAAUUAAUGUAAUCUAUAUUUUUUUAUAUCAUUAAGCAUCCAAAGUAUUGGCUUUAUUAAAGAAAUAUUCACCAGAAACUAAAACUGAAAAAAAAUAAAGAUUAACUAAAUUAGCUGAAUAAAAAGCAUAAGCAUAAAAAUCAGAAUCUAAAAAAGUCUAAGUCCUCAAAUUCGGAUUAAAUCACGUCACUACACUUAUUGAAACAAAAAAAGCUAAACUUGUAGUCAUUGCUUAUGAUGUUGAUCCAAUUGAAUUAGUAGUUUGGUUACCAUAAUUAUGUAGAAGAUAAGAAGUUCCAUUCUGCUUUAUUAAAAGUAAUUAAUAUUCAUUAAUCUUUAGAUAAAGCAAGAUUAGGAACAUUAGUUCAUUAGAAAACAGCUACUUGUGUUGCCCUAACUGAAAUUAGAAAAGAAGAUUAAGCUGAAUUUGAUAAUUUAGUAAUAUUCUUAAAUAUAGUAAGGCAAGAGAUUUGAGAUAACAUUAUAAUGAAAAUCAUGAAUUAUUGAGAACUAUUGGAGGAGGAUAAGUUGGAAUUAAAUCAAGACAUUAAUAAGAAGCAUUAAAGAAAGCAUUAGAAUUAGAAGAAUUAAAAAAGACAUCCUAAUGAACAUGUU
Molecule: messenger RNA, 902 nt
Organism: Paramecium sonneborni
Lineage: Eukaryota; Ciliophora; Oligohymenophorea; Peniculida; Parameciidae
Source: the annotation of a GenBank genome assembly